This is a messenger RNA of Numida meleagris (helmeted guineafowl), 1487 nucleotides long. RefSeq names its product hydroxyacyl-CoA dehydrogenase (gene HADH). Gene Ontology annotation, cellular component: mitochondrion. Gene Ontology annotation, biological process: fatty acid beta-oxidation. The coding region runs from base 12 to 1139 and encodes 375 amino acids. Gene Ontology annotation, molecular function: NAD+ binding; (3S)-3-hydroxyacyl-CoA dehydrogenase (NAD+) activity. Lineage: Eukaryota; Metazoa; Chordata; Aves; Galliformes; Numididae. The record is from RefSeq and is a predicted model, not a curated record. The transcript is spliced from 8 exons.
GCGGUGCUCCCAUGGCGGCCGUGGGCGGCCGGUCCUCGGCGCGCGCUCUGCGGAGCGGGCGCCGUCGGUUCGAGCCCGGCAGCGGCGGGUUCCGCGGCCUGCUGCCGCCCUCUGAGCGUCCGCGUGCGUGUUGCGUUACUGCUGGUGGCCCUGGCGCUUCUCCCGGUGCGGGAGCGGCCUCCUCGGCCUUCGCUGUGCGGGGUCAGAGGGGCGGCGGCCGCUGCUGCAGCGCUCAGCGUCCAAACGGGCAGGAGGAACCGAGCUCGGUGUUUUACGUUGUCGAGAUGGCUCUUAGGACAAAGCACAGACUAUUUGUAAGCCAGAAAGUUGCAGCAGCCAGUGGUCACACUGUAGUGUUAGUAGACCAGUCAGAUGAAAUCCUUAAGAAAUCUACAAAAGGAAUUGAAGAGAGUUUGAAGAGAGUGACUAAGAAGAAGUUUGCAGAUAAGCCUGAGGCUGGUGCUGAAUUCAUUGAGAAGACUUUAAAGAACCUCACAACAAGCACAGAUGCAGUAGCAGUGGUUCACAGCACAGAUCUGGUGAUUGAAGCCAUUGUGGAGAAUCAGGAAAUUAAAAAUGAACUCUUCAAAAGGCUGGAUAAGUUUGCUCCAGAGCAUACAAUAUUUGCAAGCAACACUUCGUCCUUGCAAAUCACACAGUUGGCUAACUCGACCACCAGGCAGGACCGAUUUGGUGGUCUCCAUUUCUUCAACCCUGUGCCGAUGAUGAAGCUUGUGGAGGUCAUCAAGACUCCAAUGACUAGCCAAAAGACUUUUGAGUCACUUAUGGAUUUCAGUAAAGCAGUAGGAAAAAGUCCUGUCAGUUGUAAGGAUACUCCAGGUUUUAUUGUAAACCGUCUCUUGGUGCCAUAUAUGUUGGAAGCUGUUCGGCUUCUUGAGAGAGGAGAUGCAUCAAAGGAAGAUAUUGAUGUUGCUAUGAAGCUCGGGGCUGGCUAUCCCAUGGGUCCAUUUGAACUGCUGGACUAUGUUGGGUUGGAUACCAGUAAAUACAUUAUAGAUGGAUGGCACGCACUAGAGCCCAACAAUCCUCUUUUUGUACCCAGUCCGCUCCUGAAUAAACUGGUAGAAGAAAAGAAGCUGGGUAGGAAGACUGGAGAAGGAUUUUACAAGUACAAAUGAACUUAAACCUCGAUGGGUGUUAAACUGUCUAUGUAUGCUAUUCAGCAUUGCAAUACUACAGGUGAAUUGUUUAAACCUUCCCAAAGGUGCAUUUAGAACAUAACUCACCUCUGAAUGGAGUGAUUGCACUAGAUAACUAUCUGCUGACAGCUUGAUUUGGUAGAUUAUUUUUUCUUACAGUUCUGAAAAGCUUUAUAUGUACAGUGCCUUUAUGCAGUUGUUGAUUGCUCCAGUGCAGGAGAGAAUGACAAGUGAAUUUAUGCAUUUUAAGACAUUAUGUUAAUGGGAAAAAAUUCAAAAAAUAACAACACUUUCUUAAAAAUAAAAUUUUCAACAAUUCUGUAUGCA